UCGCGCUCAGACGACGCGCUCUGCCUGGGACAACCGCCUGGGACAACCGCCUGGAAAACCUCGACUGCUGUUUGUUUCUUUUUUUUGUUGUUGGCUCCCUAGCCUCUGGGUUCCCUGGCCUGGCAGCCCAGCCAGUUCAGUUGGUCAGUGAGUCAGUGUUCCGCCAGUUGGGUGCUCGCUUCCUCCGAUGGGCGAGCGGGUGGAGAAAGCCCUUGCCCCAGCCCCCCCUGCGGCGGCCGCAGCCAAAUUAUUUAGAAAGAACAGCAACAGCAACUAGUUGGAAAAGAAAAAGCAUACGAGCGGGAGAGGCGCGGAGGAAACGCACGCUGCCACAGGCGACACUUUGCUCUCCGCUGGCGUCGUCGGCGUAAGCAAAACAAAUACAAAUUUUCGAAAUACAUUUUACGCGCGCGUGGAGAGGAGCGGAGUUACGGCGAAAAGCUUUGGGCAAUCUCCGCAAGCCCCAAACACACGCCCACGCGCAGCCAGAAAACGCCACGAAAUGGUGCAAACCAGUGCAGAUGGCUCCGACUUUAAGGAGCGGCUGAUAGCCAGCGUGAAGAAGGAGGUGAAGCAGCUGAUGGAGGAGGCGGUGACCAAGAAGUACGUGCACGAGGAGAGCAGCUCGGUGACCGCGCUGUGCGGGGCUGUGGAGGCCUGCCUGAGCCAGGGCCUGCGCCGGCGGGCCCUGGGCCUGUUCAAGACCUCCUCCACGACGGCGCUGCUGCACAAGAUCGCCAAGAGCUGCCCGGAGGCGGAGCACAUCAGCAAGCUGGUGCAGGAGAUCGAGGCCAGCGACCCCAGCAAGCGCUCCUCCAGCAGCAGCGACAGCUUCCAGCGCCCGCCGAUGCUGAAGAAGAGCAGCAGCAACUCGAUGUCCACCGGCGGCAGCGGUGCGGUGGCCACCUCGUCCUCCGCCUCCGCGUCCAUCAGCGUCAGUGCCAGCAACUCCAGCAUGUCCCUGGCCAGCAUGAAGUACUUGUGGAUUCGCCUGGCUCUCUACGAGAAGCGCCUCACCAAGAUCAUCGAGUACCUGGUGUGCAACGCCAGCAGCUUCUACGACCGCGACUCCCUGGUGGCCGACCCGGACUACGGGUCCAUUCUGAGCUCCCUGCUGGUGGGUCCUUGUGCCCUGGAGUUCACGCGGGCCAAGACAGCCGAUCACUACUGGACCGACCCGCAUGCCGAUGAACUGGUGCAACGCCACCGCAUCAGCUCAGUGCGCCGCUCCUCGUCGACCUGCUCCCGCCCGGCGAUCAUCAACUUCAAGCGCAGCCUCAACACCAGCUCCGACGAGGCGAGCAGCGGCUCCUUCAAGUCGAUCGCCUCGGCCAGCGUGGCCAAGGACUACGUGGAGUCGCUGCACCAGAACGCCAAGGCCACCCUGCUCUACGGGAAGAACAACGUGCAGGUGCUGCCCAAGGACGUGGCCGACCCGAUGCCCGGCUACCUGAGCCUGCACCAGCACAUCCAGACGCUGACCAUCAAGUGGACCCCGAACCAGCUGAUGAACGGCUACACCGAGGCGGAGGAGGCGGAGGACAUCGACAAGGACGCCUUCUGGGCCUACGCCCUCAACAUCAACGUGGACGAGAUCGUCUACGUCCACUGUCACCAGAGCCGCGGCGAGGACAGCGGCGGCACAGUCAUCCUGGUGGGCCAGGACGGCGUCCAGCGGCCGCCCAUCCACUUCCCCGAGGGCGGGCACAUGCAGCAGUUCCUCAGCUGCUUGGAGACGGGUCUCCUGCCCCACGGCCAGCUGGAUCCCCCGCUGUGGUCGCAGCGCGGCAUCGGCAAGAUGUUCCUCUGGCCCAGGAGCAUGCGGAGGCGCAUCCUGCCCUCCGUCAUGGAGUCCGUGGACGAGACGCCCAUCGACUACGUCUUCCGCAUCGUCAGCAAGAGCCGCCACGAGGAGUUCGCUGCCACCCACUCGAUCCUGGACUUCGUGCGGAGCACUCCGCGCCGGGCGCAGCUGAGCAGCUGCUCCACCACCGGCAGCAGCGACUGCUCCAACAAGAGCCUCUCCAUCGACCAGUUCCCGCUGGAGUCGCCGCUGCUUCUCCAGCAGCAGCAGCAGCAGCUGCUCCAGGCGCAGAGCACCAGCAUCGAGAUGGUUUGCUCCACCAUGCGCAGGCAGAUCAUCUCCAGGGCCUUCUACGGCUGGCUGGCCUACUGCCGCCACCUCUCCACGGUGCGCACCCACCUGUCCGGCCUGGUGCACGGCAGGAUUACGCCGGAAAUGAAAGCCGAUGAGGAGGGCCUGACCAAGGAGCGCUGGCAGCUCCUGAACGUAGACGGUGUCCUGGAGAACGCCACGGAAUUCUACCGCCUGGUCUAUUUCGGAGGCGUGCAGCCGGAGCUGCGCCAGGAGGUGUGGCCCUAUCUGCUGGGACACUACGCCUUCGGCUCCACCACGGAGGAGCGCCGCAAGCAGGACGAGACCUGCAAGCACUACUACGAGACGACAAUGAGCGAGUGGCUGGCGGUGGACGCCAUUGUGCAGCAGCGGGAGAAGGAGAAGACGGCGCGGGCGGUGGCCAAGUUGAGUUCCGGCAGCAACUCCGGCAACGAGAGGACCGUCCGGGCGGCAGACCUCGAGGCGGGCGGUGAGCUGGAAAACGAGGUGUUCGAGGACAUCUCCGACAUCUCCGAUCCCGGUGACCUGGAGUUCGAUGAGCAGCAGCAGCAGCAGCCAGUGGAGUGUCCCGUGAGUGGCAACCACCUGAGUGUGAAGCCCGUUCCCAGGGCCAUGAAGACGAGCACGGAUUCGGGGCAUGUGGACGAGGGUGAAAACUUCAACGAGCUGGACGAGGAGCAGGAGGAGGUGGAGGGCAGCGGGCCCAAGCCGCAGCUGGAUCAGCAGAAGGAGCCGUCUCCGUCAGCCGGUUCGGCCGACGACCAGGAGGAUCAGCUCAACCCGGCGCCCAGCUGCUCCACUUCCACAGCCUCCUCGUACGAGACAGUGGGUCCCGGCGGUGGCCACCAGCAGCCGACCAGCGACACGCGCAGCGUCCUCAGCCCGGAGUACCUGAGUGCCGACGACCUCCAGCUGCCGGAGGACGAGGAUGCAGUGAAGCCGCCGCCUCCACCGCCAUCACAGGCAACGGCGGCCGUCAUCAUCACCAAGGCGUCCGUGGACAUCACCCACUGGGAGCGCAGCUGCAAGCUGGGCGAGGGCGAGCAAAUGUCGCCCGUGGAGGAGCAGGGCGGCGAGUCCGGAGGAGGAGCAGGAGGCGUCAACCUGGAUGCCCUGCAGCAGCCCAAGUCCGCCUGCGCCUCGCCAGCCAGCUCCAAUGGAGGGGUCUACAGUAGCGAACUCCUGGAGCAGUUCGGGCUGAAUCUGCACCGGAUCGAGAAGGACGUGCAGCGGUGCGACAGGAACUACUGGUACUUCGCCAGCGAGAACCUGGACAAGCUGCGCAACGUGAUCUCCACGUACGUGUGGGAGCACCUGGACGUGGGCUACAUGCAGGGCAUGUGCGACCUGGUGGCGCCCCUGCUGGUCAUCUUCGACGACGAGUCGCUCAGCUACAGCUGCUUCUGCAAGCUCAUGGAGCGCAUGAUCGAGAACUUCCCGAGUGGCGGGGCCAUGGACAUGCACUUCGCCAACAUGAGAUCCCUCAUCCAGAUCCUCGACUCCGAGAUGUACGACCUGAUGGACUCGAACGGGGACUACACGCACUUCUACUUCUGCUACCGCUGGUUCCUGCUGGACUUCAAGAGGGAGCUCGUCUACGACGACGUCUUCGCCACCUGGGAGGUGAUCUGGGCGGCCAAGCACAUCGCCUCCGGCCACUUCGUCCUCUUCCUGGCCCUGGCCCUGCUGGAGACCUACCGCGACAUCAUCCUCUCGAACAGCAUGGACUUCACCGACGUCAUCAAGUUUUUCAAUGAAAUGGCCGAGCGCCACAACGCCCGGUCCGUGCUGCAGUUGGCCCGGAGUCUGGUCCUCCAGCUGCAGAUGAUCAUCGAGAACAAGUAGGGUGUGGAGAACCCACCUACAUAGCGCGUUAUUCUAGAGCCUAGAUCGUAGUUCAAUCAAUUUCGUUUGCCAAAGAUAACCAGUAAAGAAAGCCCACUUAGGUAACAGGGCGAAGGAGUGGAUUGCCAAACAAUAAGUAUGUGUCGAUCGAAGUCUUCGCUACAGAGUAUACAGCAACCCAAAAACCCUAACUGAAGCGGCAACUGCAAUCCUAAUUGUUAACUUUAUUCUUAUGCCUACGUAAGUCCUUCCCAACUCUUCACGCAUAUCCCCAGGAAUCAAGGAGACCAGAAAACAGGGGCGCAAAUGCAAAAGACUCUGAGCAAAAGAAUGAAAUCUUAUACACGAAAUCCUUAUACGACCGUAGAGACUUCUGAUACUCCCACUGGGCACUCGAACAAUUUGUUCUUCGUGUGUUUUUUAUACAGAAAACAAACGUCUUAUAGAAGGAAUGGGGGAGUGCAAUGUACUUAUCACGUUAUAUCAAAGAGCAAGUUAAAUUAUCAAUAUACACGAAAAGUGCGUUUUACCAGUUAAAUCAGAUCGACUGCUGUUUAUAGUCUGAAUGAUUUAGCUGAAUAUCGAUGUUACUUGAUGGUUUUCCCCUAAUUCCCUCUUCGGUUCCUUCGGAUCCUUAUGCCUAUCCCCGAUUACUUAAGUUACCGAAAAUACCAUUACAAUGUUUGCCAUCGGCUUUUCUACUAAAUUCUUUCACGACUUCGAUCUGAAGCGACUGUAUUAGCAAAUCGCACACUAAAUAAAUAAAAAUCCAGAGAAGUAGACACCAAGUAGAAACCUAUUAGAGAGUAAGUUCCGUUCCCAAGUAAACCGACUCUCUACUAAUCGAACCGAAGGCAACUAAACACGUACCAGCGAGAAAUCCCAAUUGUGUGUAACAAUCAAGGCAACAAUAAGUCAAGUACCCUAAUAUCCAUAUACACGGCGUGUAGUCGGAUCUUUUGUGUCUAUUAUCUAUACAAGCUGCCAAGCCAAGCCAAGUUCCAUUUUCAUUUGAUUGUGUUUCAUUUUUAUAUAAAUAUAUUCAUAUAUAUUUACAAGGCAAGUCAGUGCUUAUAUCUAUUCCCCACUGUGUGAUCUCUCUACACCGAGUAUAAAUGUUGUGGAUUACCUUAUACCUUAAUUAUACUCUUUGUAAAUGUACCUUUCCCCGGACAAACAGGAGGUAGACGACACCUCGGCUCCACUUUAUCUCAAUUACAAAUACAAUAUAUAUAUACACCCACGAUAUGAAUAUGAAUCUAUAUAUAGUAUAAAUGUAUACAAGUACAAAGCAAAUGACGUUGGUAUGUUUGAAAUGGAAAUAAUAAAUAACACAUAUACGAU
Drosophila biarmipes is the source of this 5326-nucleotide messenger RNA. RefSeq names its product small G protein signaling modulator 1 (gene tbc). The record is from RefSeq and is a predicted model, not a curated record. NCBI's taxonomy places the organism in Eukaryota, Metazoa, Arthropoda, Insecta, Diptera, Drosophilidae. Bases 503 to 3982 code for a protein of 1159 amino acids. Gene Ontology annotation, biological process: activation of GTPase activity. Gene Ontology annotation, molecular function: GTPase activator activity. The transcript is spliced from 9 exons.